Molecule: messenger RNA, 1865 nt
Organism: Medicago truncatula (barrel medic)
Lineage: Eukaryota; Viridiplantae; Streptophyta; Magnoliopsida; Fabales; Fabaceae
Product: myb family transcription factor PHL5
Exons: 6
Coding region: 450-1733 (427 amino acids)
Molecular function (GO): DNA binding; DNA-binding transcription factor activity
Source: RefSeq, a predicted model, not a curated record
CUCAUUCAAGCUAGCUAGGUUGCAUAAUAUUUCUUCUUUCCUUUGAUUCUUUUGUGCUUAGAUUAAAAUCAUUAGAAAACAACAUUAGACAAAAACAAUUUUGUUUUAUUUGUAAGGCUUUGUUGUUUUCAGUGUUCUUUACUUUGAUUGUGUCAAUUUGAUCACUAUUUUCAUAUCUAUCCCUUCUCAAGAAUAUGUAUUAUCUUGCAUGGUAGCAUUUAGACAAAUUAGAUUCAAAUCUUAUUCUUGAAGCCUUAAAGAAUAUAAGAAGAGAAUUUUAUACCAUUAUAGCUAGAAUAAAAAUUUAGCAUUAGUAUUCUAAUUCUUACUUUUCCAAUUUCUGGUUCUUGUUUUCUUCAUUAAUUCCACCAUUCUAUUUUGUGCUUCUUAUUAAGAAUGAACCUUUCAUAGAGUUUUUUAUGUGUGGACAAUUUUUGAGUUAGUUUUAAAUGAAUGAGAAUAAGAUUGAUUAUUUAGGAAGUGUUCAACAAAACCAUAUACUAAAUGGUGAUUUUAAUUCAGAGUUUGGAAAUUGUUCUAGUCAAUAUUUUGAUAUGAGAAAUGCUUCAAAUAUUGGAAAUUUUAGUCAACCAUUGGUUAUGGAACAAUCAUCAUACAUAGUCCAAAGUCAAAACCAAAACCAAGGACAAGGAAAAUCAUCAUCAUCAUCAUCAUCAAGCACAAUUAUGAGAAGUUUUGAGUCACCAACUUCAGCUUUUUAUGCAACAGAAAUUUGCAUGGGUUUUCCACAAUAUGAUUACCAAGUUGGAAAUGAAAGUAGUAACCCUCUUUUGAUAUCUCAAUUUUCUAAUAAGGUUAAUGAUUUGGAAUUUCCUUUGUAUCAAAGGGAAAAUCAUUACCUUGAUUCAACAAAUCAAUCUAGCCAUAAUUUUGAGUUGUCAAAUUUAAACACUUUGCAACCAAUUCUUAGAUCUCCGGAAAAAUCGAAUAGAAUCGAAUGUGGGAAUUUUCCUAGAGAAAAUUAUCUCUCAGUUGAGCAACAUAAAUUCUUCAUUGAUGAUGCUGCAUCAGUUAGUAUGAGUCCAUUAAUUCAUUCUAAUGGAAAUCAGGAUCAUAAAGUUUCUUGUGGUUCAUAUGAUUUUCCGGGUUCACAGCUGAAUUUCUCUUAUCAGCAAGAUAAACUGUCUCCAACUAUGUCAACAGGAAAUGUCUCAACUAAUUCCGGAAACCCUGCUUGUAAUGGAUCAUCGGUUUCUAGUAAAACACGAAUAAGAUGGACUCAAGAUCUUCAUGAGAAGUUUGUUGAGUGUGUGAAUCGCCUUGGCGGUGCCGAGAAGGCAACACCGAAAGCGAUAUUAAGGCUGAUGGAUUCAGACGGAUUGACAAUCUUCCAUGUUAAAAGUCAUUUGCAGAAGUAUAGAAUUGCCAAAUACAUGCCGGAACCAGCUCAAGGAAAAUCCGAGAAAAGAACUCAUGUAGAGAAUGUGAACCUUGAUGCGAAAUCUGGUUUGCAAAUUAGAGAGGCACUUCAGCUGCAGCUAGACGUUCAGAGGCGUCUUCAUGAACAACUAGAGAUACAGCGAAAAUUACAGUUGCGAAUAGAGGAACAAGGAAAGCAGUUGAAGAUGAUGUUUGACCAACAACAGAAGACAAAUAGUACUUGCCAAUUGAACACUCAAAAUUUGGACAAUACACCAAACAAUGAUACACCAAUUAGUCCUAAAGAUAUUGAGGUUACCAUUUUUGAAGGGUCUCAUUCUCAAUACUCAUAACUGACAGAAAACCAAACCAUACAAUUUUGUAAUGGGAAUUAAAUUAGUCUUGUUGUUUUACAAAUCCAAAUUCAGUAAAUAAAAGUAUAUAUGAUAUGAGUGUGAUACUACUUUUGCAUAUCUUGAAAACCA